AUGAAAGUGAAAGGUUACAAGAAUAAUAGUUAUAAAGGUGGAGGUUAUGGUCAUCUUCAUAAUGAGAAAAGUAGUGGAGAUAAUAGAUCUGAAUCACUUCCUGAAGUGAAUAAGGUGUACACUCACCAUGCUAGGCGUGGAAUAUGUCGUGGUUCUAAUCGUGAUCGUGGUCGUGGACGUGGACGUGUUCGUGGUCAUGAUUAUGGUCAAGAACGUAAUUCUAUUCCUGGUAUUCAUCAUACAUCAAAUAAAAAGGAAAAAAGAAAGGAUGAGAAACAGAAAGCAACUAGGGAAAACUAUUUUCAAUGUGGUGGAAGACGUGAUUGUCGUACUCCUAAACACUUGAUUGAGUUUUAUCAAGAAUCACUAAAGAAGAAAGAGAAAAUUCCUGACGCAAAUUUUAUCUCUGAAAAUCAAGUUGACAUCACGCGCUUGGCUGUAGCAGAUUUUUUCGCACAUCCUGAAGGAAAGAGAGAUCAAUUAAUUGGUGAUGGUUCUGUGAACAUGGAUGAAUGA
Solanum lycopersicum (tomato) is the source of this 516-nucleotide messenger RNA. RefSeq lists its product as uncharacterized. Lineage: Eukaryota; Viridiplantae; Streptophyta; Magnoliopsida; Solanales; Solanaceae. The record is from RefSeq and is a predicted model, not a curated record.